AUGGUGAAAACUCUAGUCACAGGCGGAAACGGCUUCAUUGCAGCUCAUAUUAUUGAGUUGCUGGUGGAAAGAGGAGAUGAUGUCUUAGUAACAGUGCGAAGUCCACAGCAGGGCGACAAAGUUGUGGAGAAGCAUCAGGGAAAGGCAGUUCAGUAUGCUGUCGUCGAAGACAUCACGGCAGAAGGAGCCAUGGACGAGGUCUUCUCCACGAACAAGGACAUCGACUAUGUUCUACACACUGCAUCACCUUUCACGUUCGUCUUUCAAGACGCUGAGAAGGAUAUGCUGAAGCCGGCAGUUCAAGGAACGCUCGAGACUCUCCGGUCGGUCAAAGCCCAUGGAUCAAAAGUCAAGCGAGUCGUUGUCCUCUCGUCUGUUGUCUCGUUGAUGAAUCCGGGCAGCGAUAGCCAAUCCUCGUCUGACAUAUAUUGGCAGCAAGGUGAGACUGACCAGACUGGAAGAUGCCGUACAAGUCUAACAACCCCCCAGACGCUCGCAGAAAAGGCCGCCUGGGAUUUCGUCAAAGACGAGAAGCCGGCUUUCGACUUGGUCUCACUCAACCCACCGCUUGUCUUUGGACCUGUUGCACACCACCUCUCCAGCUUGGAAAAGCUGAACACAUCAAACCAGCGAGUUCUCGCUUUGAUGCAAGGGAAGUUCAGAGACGCACCAUUGCCGCCCACAGGAAUCUACACCUGGGUCGACGUCCGAGAUAUCGCCCUCGCUCAUAUCAAAGCUCUCGAAGUCGAAGCCGCAGGUGGUGAGAGAUUCGCCGUUAUAGGCGGCGAGUUCUCUCAUAAGAUUAUGGCCGACACGAUUGGGGCUACGCAUCCCGAACUUCAAGACAAGUUGCCUGUUGACGCUGUGGAUGACUUGGGAAGCAAUGCUUUCCACUACCAUGGCUCGAAGGCGGCUGAUAUCCUUGGGAUCAAGUAUCAUUCGUUCCAGGACUGCGUCGAUGAUACCGUGGCUUCUUUGCAAAAGUUUAGGGCAUAG
Zasmidium cellare ATCC 36951 is the source of this 996-nucleotide messenger RNA. RefSeq lists its product as uncharacterized. The record is from RefSeq and is a predicted model, not a curated record. The transcript has 5 exons. Bases 1 to 996 code for a protein of 331 amino acids. Lineage: Eukaryota; Fungi; Ascomycota; Dothideomycetes; Mycosphaerellales; Mycosphaerellaceae. Gene Ontology annotation, molecular function: oxidoreductase activity, acting on the CH-OH group of donors, NAD or NADP as acceptor.